Molecule: messenger RNA, 3945 nt
Organism: Aspergillus tubingensis
Lineage: Eukaryota; Fungi; Ascomycota; Eurotiomycetes; Eurotiales; Aspergillaceae
Product: putative ankyrin repeat-containing protein
Exons: 5
Coding region: 1-3945 (1314 amino acids)
Biological process (GO): nucleoside metabolic process
Molecular function (GO): protein binding; catalytic activity
Source: RefSeq, a predicted model, not a curated record
AUGAGCUCGCCAACUUCUCUUCGCCAUGAAGACUUCACCGUAGCUUGGAUCUGCGCCUUGCCCGUGGAGAUGGCAGCCGCCGAGGCGCUGCUGGACGAGCGUCUACCCGACCUGCCCGCCCAACCUCACGACAACAACACAUAUACUUUCGGUGUCUGUCACGGCCAUCGCGUUGUUAUUGCUAGUCUGCCGUCUGGGGUUUACGGGACUAAUUCUGCAGCGGUCAUAGCUACUGAAGUCCGCAUACGUUUCCCAUCUCUUCGGUUUGGACUGAUGGUCGGAGUGGGCGGAGGGGUGCGUGACGCUGGAGUUCAGCUCGGGGAUGUUGUCGUGAGCAAGCCCACUCGUGAAUAUGGAGGAGUUAUACAAUAUGACUAUGGGAAAGCGAUCGAUGGGGGUGAAUGGGAGCACACGGGAAUGUUAAACAAACCACCGACGGUUUUGCUGACCGCAAUUUCUAGACUUCAGGCAACACAUCUGCAAAAGCCGAGUCGGGUUUCAGAGUUAGUCUCAAAAGUCCUUGCGGUAAACCCGAGUAUGGCGGCUACUUUCGGGUGUCCGCAAUCAUCAGAAAUUGCGAUAAGUGGGAGAAUUACGAGCCUGGAACAGCCGUGUGGAAUUCACUACGGCUUGAUCGCAUCAGGUAACAAGGUCAUCAAGGACGGAAAGCUCCGGGAUAAAAUUGCAAAGAAAUAUGGCAUUCUGUGCUUUGAGAUGGAAGCUGCUGGCUUGAUGGAUAAUUUCCCCUGCCUUGUUAUCCGAGGAAUUUGCGACUACGCUGAUACGCACAAGAAGAAAGACUGGCAAGGAUAUGCCUCCCUGACGGCAGCUGCCUACGCGAAAGAGCUCCUCACUGUGAUCCCGAGGCAUUCUGUUCUAGAGGCCCCAACUGCCGCGUUAAGCCUGGACUGGCAGAUUGGUAAUUACUCUUCGAUAAGGGAGCCAUUGUCCAGUGGUUGGGUCAGCAAGUCGAGAUUCGCUUGUGAUGACGAUUUUCUGGCGCGCAUCACACGCUACGACCACGAAAGAGUACACCAGAGGCUUUCACGGAAAAGACUCCUCGGAACUACACAAUGGUUCUUAGAUCACCCGGAAUUUCAGGCCUGGCUUUCUAACAAGGCCUAUCCUUGGCUAUGGUGCUCUGGUAAAAGUAAGCGCCCCCAAGAUCUCUCAUGCAUGGCAUUGGUCACUUACUAUGCCACAGUCGGCUCUGGGAAAUCCAUUAUCGCAGCCACCGCAAUUGAGGAAGCGCGUAGAAAAUCGUUGCAACCCCAUGCCCCUAUCAUCUUCUUUUACUGCGACGUGCAAUAUGAUUCGGACCUAUCUCAGUUGCUCUCGAGCUUCAUACGUCAACUGACAGAAUUCAUCAUCAAGAGGGCUCAGCAAUUCUCGGGAAACGGCCAAAGAAUGCUGCAAAGAUAUUUCGGAAGCGAAAGGGAAGUCCCGGGUAUUGAUGAUUUGGAAGACAUAUUUGCUAGUCUGUCUUCUGAUGUGUCAUAUGCCACCUAUGUAAUAGAUGGCCUUGACGCAUUGGAACAGGUAGACGCAAGGCGUCUCCUUACUUAUCUCAGAUCGCUAUGCAGAACCGGCGGGGAUAAAGCCAUAGGCCCACGGCUACUCAUUUUCAGCAGAGAAUACUUUGUGGGAGGCACAAGUGUCGCGACAUACCUUCCGAAUGUACCUCAAAUCUCCACGACUUACAAUGUGUUACAAGAUAUUCGAGUCUACAUAAGAGAAAGUAUUGCAGACCAAAUGGUGCUUCAACAGCUUACUGAAGACAAUCAGCUUAUCAGGGAUAUGGAAAAUAUCUUACUGCAAGAGUCUUCGGGAAUGUUUCUGUGGGUUUAUCUGCAAAUCGAGAUCAUUUGGUAUACUUGUGCCACCGAGCAAGAAAUACGUGUCGCUUUAGCAACUUUACCAAAAGGUCUUGAGGAAACAUACCGGCGCUGUGUGAAGAGGAUAAAAUGUCACGACCUUCGUGCUAUCAGAACACUUAUCUGGGUUCGCUUCAGCGCACGACCGCUUCAUUGUGAAGAAUUGCAGGAAGCAGUAGCCUUGGACUUGAACGACAAAUGCUGGGACCGGGGAAAGAUUCCACGAAGUGACUUUAUCUUGGGUUGGUGCGCAAACCUCGUCGUCUUAGACCCUGUCGAUAGCUGUGCGCGCUUCGCACACCCAUCAAUCUGCCAGUACCUUGACAGCAGUUUCGAUGCAUAUUUGCCUCAAUUUGCAGAGUCCUUCCGCUCAGGGAACCAGAUUUGUGGACGUCUUUGCAUCACGUAUCUUUCGUUCUCUGAUUUCAACCUUCAUCUUUCAAAGACAACAAAGUCUGUGGAGUGGAAUGUGCGAGGCAAAGACUUGCUUCCACAGUAUGUCCCAUGCUUUCGCCUUAUCAAAAGUCUUUUGUCAUCGAGGCUAGAGCGUCGUUUCUCUGUCUCACUACCUUCACCCCACAUACGUACUGUGCCAUCGCCGUCUUCAGCGCGCUAUCGGUUUCUGUCCUAUGCACGAAGUCAUUGGACAACUCAUACCAAGCAAUUCUCCGAGGAAGAUCCUCUGUGGGGCAUGUUCAAGCUCUUGGCACUGACAUCUAAUGAAAGUUGGGGUCUUCAUCCAUGGAGAGCAGAUGCUCGCUCUCAGUUUUCGCACUUGCAAGCCAUGUUUGGAUGGGCAGUCAGGGAACGCCACUUGCCACUUUUCAGACUUACAAUGCAAUUUCCAGACCACAUACGACGCAUUUGUGAUUUACCGCUUAGUGGGGAGCUGCUUCCGGCCCUACACUAUGCUUGUAAACAGGGAUAUUCUGAUGUGGUCUCCCAGCUACUGCCCUUCUGUGACAUCAACAGAGCGGAUCUGCAAGACUUCACCCCAUUGCACUACGCUGUUGAAAGAGGCCAUGCUAACAUAGUGGAGAUUUUGUUAUCUCAGAAAAGGCUUAACGCUCAUAGAAGUUCUGACGUCAAAGGAGAACUGCUUCUGUUGGCGUCUAGUAAAGGCCAUACAGAAACGGUCAAUAUCCUCAUAAAGAAAGGUGCAGAUCUAGAGGCCAGAAAUUCGAAAUCACAAACUAGCCUGAUAUUGGCUGCUGCGUCUGGUCAUAUACUCACGGUAAAGCUCCUCGUUGAGGAGGGAGCCGAUAUGGAAGCCGUCGAUCAUGAAGGGGAUACUGCCCGUCUCUAUGCUCUUCAGAACCGUAACAUGGAAGUAGUCAAUUGCUUUUUUGACAUUGACCUGGCAAACAAUCGGUGCAAGAUGGAAUCCGUGCUACUUGCAGCAGUUCAGGAUGACGAUCCUGAAUUGGCCACUCUUCUAAUCAAUAAGGGGCUCGACCCGAACUCAAGUUGCAAGACGGGCAUCAGUCGGGAUGAUUGUACAAUUCUCACUUGGGCCGCCAAGAAGGGAUACAAAGAUUUGGUGCAACAGCUUAUUCACUACGGUGCGGAUGUCAAUUUGCAGGAUAACAAACGUUGGACUCCACUUGCUCGGGCUGCACAGUAUGGUCAUGACUCCGUCGUCAGACUACUUAUCGAGCGUAACGCCUUUAUUGAUUUUCCUAACGAUAGCUUUACGCCCCUUCAAGUUGCUGCAGCCAACGGAGAAGAUAGCACGGUGAAAAGUCUCAUUCAGCAUGGCGCAGAUGUUAAUCUCUCUUACGAACAGUUUACGCCCCUUCAACUUGCUGCAGCUAAUGGGAGAAAGAGCACAGUCCGAAUUCUCAUCCAGCAUGGAGCGAGUGUCACACAUCUAAAACUGGCACCCGAUUCAUUCAAGUACACAUAUCUAGGGGAUGAUGUGUUGAAGCUGUUGAGCCUAGGAAGGGCCUCUCCAUUGGAGAUUCGAAACACUGGGGGUCGCACAGCUUUUAGGAGGGCCGUAGAGAUGGGUCAUAUGGGUAGAGCCAAUAACCAUGAGCGGCGACUAGUCGCGCGGCGUCCUCUCGAAUAG